AUGAACGCUCCGAGCCCGUCCACUACCACCGCCGCCUCCAAGUCAUCCGCAGAGCGUCUAUCUCCGAACAUGGACGUAGAACGCACCCCGAUCCCCGACCAAGACCGCGACCGUAACGGCGACAGCCAGUACAGCAACACAAAUAAAGAGAACCACCACGACGGCAGGAACACCCACGACGACACCCCGACUCACCAUCUUCGAACUCCGGCCCUUCUAAGCGCAUCCGCCUACGCCUCGCCUGCAAUCAAUGUCGCAAGCGCAAGGUCCGCUGCGACGCCGAGACGCCCAAGUGCCGCAAUUGCUGGCUUCGCGACGAGGCGCAUCUCGACAAGGGCACGAGGGUCUCGCGUCUGCCACCACACCGGUGACCACACCCUCGGAUCACGGGACUGGCGGCGCAUCGAGCGAUCGGACCUACGAUGUGCGGGCUCUCCGUCGGGGAGCGUGACGUCGACGUCUGUCUCGGCCGCUACGGAGUCGCCCAUAUCCCAUGGCAUUGUGGACGCGAGCCCCGCUAGCGGAGAUGGAUCUGUUGCUGCGGGCACCCUCUCGUGGGUUGCACGAGGGUACCAGCAUAGCACCAUUGGAGGUGGCGGGGAGAGUAGUGUAACGGAUUCCAACGCGGAUGUCGUGGUCAACACGGAUAAUAGCUCUCACAGAUUCAAGUACAUGGGCGGAAGCAGUCUCCAAUGCCUAGGAAUGUUUGUCGACAUCUAUCUCCGGCGAAAAGGCCUCGCGACCAUGGCCCCCACUUCCGCAACGUUGUACCGCCUAGAUAACAACUGCCCCAACGGUCUCCGGCAAGGCCUAUCCUCUGGCCACGUACCCCAACUCGUCGCCAUCUACGCCCUUGUUGUCUUGGGUGCUGAUGAAAUGGCCGGCGAGCUUACCGCAGUUGGCGAAACCUAUCUCGAAGCCGCCUAUAGCCUACUCGCGCACCUCACCGCGGCGCCGUAUCUACCGAGCGUCCAAGCUCUGUUCCUGCUCUCUGGCGUUACGCAAGGUGACGACUCUUCCGAAAUGCCGGAGCUGGGGCUCAAGGGUAGGAUCUGGUGGUCGUGCUACGCGCUAGAAAAGCUCAUGGAGCUUGAAACGGGGCGGCCGUCAGCGAUCGACGACGACGACAUUGACCAAAUUAGCAAGCGGCUGUACAGGCAUCGGCCGAACUCGGCGUGGCGCCUAAUGUACGAGAUUGGGACGCUGGACCAGAAGCUUUUGGAGUGGGCAAAGACUGUCCCUGAAGGGAUGAAGCCGGGUCAUGAGCUUUUUACCGACCUCGAUUCGGACCAACCACAAUACCCCCAACAUAUCACGAGCUUCCUUUCUCUCCAAUACUAUCAGGCUCAAAUAACCCUCCUACGCCCUUCCUUGGUCUUCCCAACCCAGUCUUUCACCGAUGAAGUCAAGCGCCAAGGAUCCAAAAUCCCCUCCUACAUGCGCCUCCUCCAAGCCGAAAACAUCUGCAAUGCCUCUGCCCGCGCCACCGUCCGCCUCGUCAUCGAGCUCGAUGACCACGGCAUCCGCUCGAAUAUCUCCUCCGUGUCCCAGCCCAGCCUCGCCGCCGUUGUCCUUUCGCUGUCCAUUCUCAAAAGUCCCAACAAGCGGCUCAUCCGCUCCGACCUAGAGCUCUUGACCAUUCUGACCGAGUAUAUCGAGACGUACUUUCGGCGCGGCGGGCAGGACCCAGCCUUCAUCCGCGGCUUCGAGGUGCUUCGUACUGGGGUGAUUGCUGCCGUGGAAUUGGAGCGGACUGGGGUAACGAAGGCGGUCGGGGAUAUGGAUAUGGGACUGCUGGAUACGCAGCUGACGGGGCCCAUCCCCGUGACUUGGGAGACGUCAUCGGCCGUUCCGGAAAUCACGGCCGAUUCGUCCAUGUUUAGUUUUGGAGAGGAUAUGCCGCUCGAUGAGUUAUGGGGUACGUUUGGGACGUAUUCUUUUCUUGAUCCGAGCGUAGAGGAGCAAGUGGUCUGA
Messenger RNA from Parascedosporium putredinis, 1974 nucleotides. The record is from the annotation of a GenBank genome assembly. Lineage: Eukaryota; Fungi; Ascomycota; Sordariomycetes; Microascales; Microascaceae.